Molecule: messenger RNA, 2510 nt
Organism: Cololabis saira (Pacific saury)
Lineage: Eukaryota; Metazoa; Chordata; Actinopteri; Beloniformes; Belonidae
Product: E3 ubiquitin-protein ligase TRIM35-like
Exons: 1
Coding region: 59-1441 (460 amino acids)
Biological process (GO): protein ubiquitination
Molecular function (GO): zinc ion binding; ubiquitin-protein transferase activity
Source: RefSeq, a predicted model, not a curated record
UCCUCAGAAGUGAAAGUAACUGACAGUCUGAACCGUCAGCGUCGCCAGCGGAGAGAACAUGGCCUCCAGCUCGGGGGAAGACCUCUCGUGUCCCGUUUGCCACGACAUUUUCAAAGACCCAGUCGUCCUGUCGUGCAGCCACAGCUUCUGCCGGGCCUGCAUCCAGUCGUGGUGGACGGAGAAGGAAACACGACCGUGUCCGUGCUGCCAGAGGAAGUCAUCGAAGAGCGAGCCUCCUCGCAACCUGGCGCUGAAGAACCUGUGCGAGGCCUAUCUGCAGGAAGAGGAGCGGCGGGCGGCAGCAGGGCCUGAGCACAUGUGCAGCCUGCAUGAGGAGAAGCUCAAGAUCUUCUGUCUGGACCACCAGGAGCUGGUCUGCGUGGUUUGCCGGGACUCCGAGACUCACAGCAACCACCGGUUCAGACCCAUCGAUGAGGCAGCCCGGGAUCUCCGCCAGGAGCUGCAGAGAGACAUGACACCCCUCCGGGAGAAGCUGACGAUCUUCCAGCAGGUGAGGGAGAACUGCAUCUCCACGGCAGAACACAUCCAAGUCCAGGCCCGGGACACUGAGAAGGAGAUCCGGCAGCAGUUUCAGAAGCUUCACCAGUUCCUGGAAGAGGAAGAGAAGACGAGGGUGGAGGCGCUGACGGAGGAGGAGGAGCAGAAGAGUCGGGCGAUGAAGGAGAAGGUGGAAGCUCUGACCCGGGACAUGGACGCUCUUUCAGACACGAUCAGAGCGACGGAGACGGAGCUGAGAGCCGGAGACGUCUCGCUGCUGCUCAACCAUAAGGUUGCGACCGGGAGGGUCAAGCAGGGCCCGGUUCUGCAGGACCCGGAGCCGGUUCCAGGGGCUUUGAUAGAUGUGGCCAAACAUCUGGGCAACCUGACCUUCAAUAUCUGGAAGGAGAUGAAGGACAUGGUGCGCUACAGUUCCGUGAUCCUGGAUCCAAACACCGCCGACCCAGAGCUCGUCGUGUCUGACGACCUGCUGAGCGUCACAUUCGAGGGGUCGCGAGAUCUGCCGAGCAACCCGGAGAGGACCAGGUUCCCCGGCAUCGUCCUGGGCUCCGAAGGGGUGAAGUCAGGGACUCACAUGUGGUUAGUGGAUGUUGGAGGCAACGCUGACUGGGAGCUGGGAAUGCUGGAAGACGAUGGUGGCGACACAGCGGAGCCGCAGCGGUGGAGGAUUUCACUCAAGGACGGCAGAUACAAGGCGUUGGCUGGACCGGGCUCGGAGCAAGACCUGCAGGUGGGGGUGUCCUGGGGGAUCUUGGUUGGUCUGAACUUCGACAAGGGGGAGCUGUUUUUCCGGGAUAUUGAAACAAAGACAGUCGUGCACACCUUCACGCACAGGUUCACAGGCGAGAUGUUUCCUUACGUGUACACCCGGAGCUCAGACCCACUGAAGAUCAUGUCAUUUAAGGUUUCCGUGACGACUUAGGCGGGUCAUCGUGGUGGGACCCGACCCUGAACCCCGAGACGAGUCAACAUCCCCUGUAAGGUUGUAUCAUCGUCCACCUCGUUUGCAUUUCACAUUCUUGUCGGACUUGUGGACUCUGACUGGGACUCGUUCAGCUCCAGCGUGUCUCAGCGUUUCAGUUCAAGAUUAAAAUGUUGGCUUAUCUGUGAACGUGAAUCCAGGAAAGAUGCUUCUACAUGAUGAUCUAACAGUAACUCAUGAUGAUUGAUAAUGAUGAUUGAUCACGUGACUGGUGACGGGACCGUUGUCUCAGAUAAAUAUUGAUGAUUGGUGUGUGAUAAACAAGCAAAGCCACUCUAUGUAGAAAUACCACGUCUGACCUCAUGGGGGCAGCGCUCACGAGAUGAAGUCGUGUUACAAGACAGGUCGGACCAGACGAGAGCUUGAAAAGCCUGUUCCCUUGUUUCCUCGUUUCCUUGUUUCCUCCUUUCUUUGUUUCCUCGUUUGUUGUUGAAGUGAGAGUAAGAACAGGUCUUUGAGGACGGUUGGGACACGCCCACCUUGUGUCAAUCCCAGACCUGUUAUAGCUUAGCUGACCCGGCUGGUUGCCAUGGAAACACCGUAACUAUCAGAGCUACCCUGGGACAAAGGUUGGGUUGCAGUCGGGUCCGCCUCCCGGCGGCUGAUUGGCUGGAAGUGUCCUGAGAUGAUCGGCUGAUCGGCUGAUUGAUCCCCACUCACCAGUAGAUCUAGAUCUCCCCCACCUGGUCAGAUGUGGUACUGCUACAAGAAGAGUCUUAAAUGCUGCCGGUAAAACUUGGUGGUUGAGGGAAAUAAAAUAAAAAUAUAGAUUUAAAAAAAAAAAUAAUAAUUAAAAGAUGUAUGCGCUUUUAAAACUGCCAUGAUAAUAUAAUUUACCUUUAAUAUAAUUUACCUUUUUUGGUGAGGUGAAAUUCACUUUGACUUUGGACAGCAUGGAGUUAUAUAUAUAUAUACAUAUAUAUUUGCUAAUUGUUUUUGCAGUGAUUUAUAAAGGUUGUGGAUGAAAUAAAAUAAAUGGAAACAUCUUGAUCAGGAGUAUGUUGAUUAU